GCCAGCCAUUCCUGGGGAGGACUGCCGGCGGGUCGGACGUCUUGCCUGUCGCUGGAGGAGCGGUCCCGGCUCUCCGGGAAGGCGGCUGCGGCGGCAAAAUGAAGAUAUUCGUGGGAAACGUCGAUGGGGCGGAUACGACGCCGGAGGAGCUGGCAGCUCUCUUCGCGCCCUACGGCACGGUCAUGAGCUGCGCCGUCAUGAAACAGUUCGCCUUCGUGCACAUGCGCGAGAACGCGGGCGCGCUGCGCGCCAUCGAGGCCCUGCAUGGCCACGAGCUGCGGCCGGGGCGCGCGCUCGUGGUGGAGAUGUCGCGCCCGCGGCCUCUUAACACUUGGAAGAUAUUCGUGGGCAAUGUAUCGGCUGCGUGCACAAGCCAGGAAUUGCGCAGCCUCUUCGAGCGCCGCGGACGCGUCAUCGAGUGUGACGUGGUGAAAGACUACGCGUUUGUUCACAUGGAGAAGGAAGCAGAUGCCAAAGCCGCCAUCGCGCAGCUCAACGGCAAAGAAGUGAAGGGCAAGCGCAUCAACGUGGAACUCUCAACCAAGGGUCAGAAGAAGGGGCCUGGCCUGGCUAUCCAGUCUGGGGACAAGACCAAGAAACCAGGGGCUGGGGAUACGGCAUUCCCCGGAACUGGUGGCUUCUCUGCCACCUUCGACUACCAGCAGGCUUUUGGCAACAGCACUGGUGGCUUUGAUGGGCAAGCCCGUCAGCCCACACCACCCUUCUUUGGUCGCGACCGCAGCCCCCUGCGCCGUUCACCUCCCCGAGCCUCGUAUGUGGCUCCUCUGACGGCCCAGCCAGCCACCUACCGGGCCCAGCCCUCAGUGUCACUGGGCGCUGCCUACAGGGCCCAGCCUUCUGCCUCUUUGGGUGUCGGCUAUCGGACUCAGCCCAUGACAGCCCAGGCAGCCUCUUACCGCGCUCAGCCCUCUGUUUCCCUUGGGGCCCCAUACAGGGGCCAGCUGGCUAGCCCUAGCUCCCAGUCUGCCGCAGCUUCCUCGCUUGGCCCGUAUGGUGGAGCCCAGCCCUCGGCCUCAGCCCUCUCCUCCUAUGGGGGUCAGCCAGCUGCGGCUUCUUCGCUCAACUCCUAUGGGGCUCAGGGCUCCUCCCUUGCCUCCUAUGGUAACCAGCCAUCUUCUUAUGGGGCGCAGGCUGCCUCUUCCUAUGGGGUUCGUGCAGCUGCCUCCUCCUACAACACCCAGGGAGCAGCUUCCUCCCUAGGCUCCUAUGGGGCCCAGGCAGCCUCCUAUGGGGCCCAGUCUGCAGCCUCUUCACUAGCUUAUGGGGCCCAGGCAGCAUCUUACAAUGCCCAGCCUUCGGCCUCUUAUAAUGCCCAGUCUGCCCCAUACGCUGCACAACAGGCUGCUUCCUACUCUUCCCAGCCUGCUGCCUAUGUGGCACAGCCAGCUACAGCUGCUGCUUAUGCUAGCCAGCCAGCUGCGUAUGCUGCACAAGCCACUACCCCAAUGGCUGGCUCCUAUGGGGCCCAGCCAGUUGUUCAGACCCAGCUGAAUAGUUAUGGGGCUCAAGCAUCAAUGGGCCUGUCAGGCUCCUAUGGGGCUCAGUCAGCUGCUGCGGCCACUGGCUCCUAUGGUGCUGCAGCUGCCUAUGGGGCCCAACCUUCUGCCACCCUGGCAGCUCCUUACCGCACUCAGUCGUCAGCCUCCUUGGCUGCUUCCUAUGCUGCACAGCAGCAUCCCCAGGCUGCUGCCUCCUACCGUGGCCAGCCGGGCAAUGCCUACGAUGGGGCAGGUCAGCCGUCUGCAACCUACCUGUCCAUGUCCCAGGGGGCCGUUGCCAACGCCAACAGCACCCCGCCGCCCUAUGAGCGUACCCGCCUCUCCCCACCCCGGGCCAGCUACGACGAUCCGUACAAAAAGGCUGUCGCCAUGUCGAAAAGGUAUGGUUCCGACCGGCGUUUAGCCGAGCUCUCUGAUUACCGCCGUUUAUCAGAGUCGCAGCUUUCGUUCCGCCGCUCGCCGACAAAGUCCUCGCUGGAUUACCGUCGCCUGCCCGAUGCCCAUUCCGAUUACGCACGCUAUUCGGGCUCCUAUAAUGAUUACCUGCGGGCAGCUCAGAUGCACUCUGGCUACCAGCGCCGCAUGUAGGGCCAUCCUGGAAUGGGGCACCACAGGGAGGGAAGGAGAGGAGAGGUGGAGUAGGGUGCAGACCCAGGUUAUAAGCACUGGCCCAUACCUCUCCUGUUUGCGGUUUUUCAUCCCCUCUACCAUGUGGGGCUUCCCCAGGAGACGAUCCUUUUGAGUGUUCGGCAGUAACCUACUUUGUUCCUUCGCCUCAGCAGCAAAUCUUGCUACUGGCUCUAGAUCUGCGGUUCCCCUCUCCCCUGCCUCCCAUCUCCCCAGGAUGGGAAUUUCUUUUAUGUUUUUAUUUUUUUUCCUGGCUCCCUUUUAUUUUUUGUGCGCGAUAUUUAAGGUCGUCUAGAUGGGGAAGCAACCUGCAGCUGAGGUCGGCGGCGCCUUUUUCUUUUUAGAUGUGAGGGAGGCCAGGAAAGGGUUAGCUUAACCGUUUCCUAUGCGCCAAGCUGUGCCAGUUGUCCAGGGGGCCCUGACUUUGUCCCUCUAUAGACUGUUGAGACUGAGUUCCUGUUGGGACAGUCGGUUGGUAUGUGUCCAAAUCCCUACUGACCCCUGAUGUUCUAGCUGAUGCUGUGCGGCACAGUCCAUUCCCCCAUCUCCCCAAGUAGGUGGUGUUAGAAAACCUUAAUUUUUUUUCCCUUUUGUAUGGACUACAAAUAAAACUUGGGGCGAUUUGCAGUUUGGAAA
Hippopotamus amphibius kiboko is the source of this 2783-nucleotide messenger RNA. It is a transcript of the gene RBM14, whose product is annotated as RNA binding motif protein 14. The transcript has 3 exons. Gene Ontology annotation, biological process: mRNA splicing, via spliceosome. The coding region runs from base 99 to 2108 and encodes 669 amino acids. Gene Ontology annotation, molecular function: mRNA binding. Lineage: Eukaryota; Metazoa; Chordata; Mammalia; Artiodactyla; Hippopotamidae. Gene Ontology annotation, cellular component: cytosol; nuclear speck. The record is from RefSeq and is a predicted model, not a curated record.